Messenger RNA from Salmo salar (Atlantic salmon), 2607 nucleotides. RefSeq names its product family with sequence similarity 78 member Ba (gene fam78ba). Lineage: Eukaryota; Metazoa; Chordata; Actinopteri; Salmoniformes; Salmonidae. The record is from RefSeq and is a predicted model, not a curated record.
CGUCUGGUGACGCCUCUCCCUCAGUGGUUGCCGCUGUAUAUCCUCCCAGCAUCAGCACCUAGCCGAACUGAACAGCGACCGUCGUUGAGGAAAUUAUGCUCUUCCAAGCGAGGGAGUUGGAGCAAUAAUGCUCAAUCGGAAGACGGAGGUAUAUAUGGAUGAUUCGUGUCACCAAAACAUUUUAGGGAUGUCUGGGCGUCUGGGUAUCACACCUAGUCGCGGGCACGUUUGUGAAUCUCUCGUUGCGUUCUCUCACCAUUUAUGAUGCACCAUUCAUGAUGCGAGCUUCCCUCAUCAUUGAUCCCAAGAAUGGCAUGAAGAAAACGUUGAAAUAGCGCUAAGGCGAUUUAUUGUCUCAAGAGGGCACCAUAGCCUGCCACGCGCCGUUUCGUUGAUUUAUAUAUAUACGUAGCCUACUAUUGUUGGUUUUAGGUAGGAUAUGAGCCAUUGUAUAACGUCUUCUUGUUGUGACGACCAAGACAAUCUCAUUUGAGGGCGCCGUACAAAUAACAGGGCUAUGCAAGCCAUCCAAACAAAGGCACCCGAACAACCCCAUUGACGCACCUGCUGCCCCGUCGCCACUGACAUGACAACGCCGAGUCGAAGGAGCAGGUGCAAAGGGCACCGACCUGCAGCCGGACGCGUGGACUCGAAAAGGAAGUGGGACUUCGGACUCGCAGAGAGUAAGCAGCAUCCCGGAGGAGGGCCUAUUGCAGUUUCUGGGGACAAGCACCAAGGGCAGUGCGGCACACAACAGUCACACCGGGGAAGGCUGCAGGGGGGUGUUCAGUGUACCUUCCCCACACUCACUCUCCAUACCGCACUUACAUUAACGUUCCAUUUUCCCAGUGCGGAGAAAUGCUUAAAAACUGCUGCUGUAUUGAUUUGAUAUCGAAUUUUGGCUCAAUGGCUGUAUUCAAAAUGAUGCCUCUAUUUCGUUUUCUUCAACCCAGUAAUUUGACCGUAUCAGUGAUGGGUAAAUUAAAAGAUUGAUAUUGAUUUAAAAGCUGGAUGGAAUCCGAGAGGGACUGAUGUGCAUACUGGUCAGGUAUCGUCUUCUCUCUUCGUCUCUGGUUCUGCUUACUCUGCUACUUGCCAGCACCAUGGGCUGUAUCCAGAGCAUCUCCUGCAAGCCUCGCAUUAGAAGGGAGAACAUUGUAGUCUACGAGGUAUCGGCCUCCAUUGACCAGUGCCCAACGGUGAUAGAGGAGAACUCGCCCAUAGUGCUGCGGUAUAAGACACCUUACUUCAGGGCCUCCGCAGGGAUCGUGAUGCCUCCGGUGCCCCGCAAUGAGACCUGGGUGGUGGGUUGGAUCCAGGCUUGUACACAAAUGGAGUUCUACAAUACUUAUGGGGACAUUGGCAUGUCCAGCUGGGAGUUACCAGAGCUCCGUGAGGGCCGGGUCAAGGCCAUCAGCGAUUCGGACGGGGUCAGCUACCCAUGGUACGGCAACACCACUGAGACGGUCACCCUUACGGGUCCCACGUCCAAACCGUCGCACCUCACAGUCAGCAUGAACGACAACUUCUACCCCAGUGUGACCUGGGCCGUUCCCAUCAGCAACAGCAACACACCAAUGCUGUCACACAUCAUCCGAGACCAGAGCUUCAUCACCUGGUUGGUUGCCAUCAACUCUGUCACCAAGGAGCGCAUCGUGCUGCAGACUGUGCGCUGGCGGAUGCGGGUGGACAUCGCCGUGGACCCUGACAUGCCCCUGGGCUCCCGGGCCUCCCUAGUAGGCCGUCCUCACCAGGAGCAGCCCCAUAUUCUCAACUACCAGGAACCAAUACCCCCCAACGCCCUGGGACGACCCAAUGCCAAUGACGCCCAAGUGCUGAUGUGGAGGCCCCGCAGAGGGGCACCCCUAGUGGUGAUACCGCCCAAAUAAGGUUGUAAAGACUGAGAAAGAGCAAUGUGAUUAGUUCAUGCUAAUGAGGAAGUGUGGCCCAUCGAAGAAGAGGGGAAAUUAUGAGUUCCCUUAUCAAACAUGGCAGCUGCAGCUCUUCACUCGCACCUACUGUCAGGGUUCAAUGGAUGAUAGAAAUCGUGAAAAAGUUUAGGUAUUUUCUCUGGACUGGACUGUAUUGGAAUUGACACAGCGGAAGUCUACAGAGCUAGACUGGUUUCGGAGGCAGGCUCAGCACUGCGUCAGCGUUUGAUUGAGUCCCGACUGUUUUUGGACGGCCACAGUGCUGUACUAGAGUUCUAUCUAUCUGCCUUUGGAAAGAAAGGGACAGAGCUAUCGGAGUUCUACUGAGGUGGACUGAACACAGAACUGCAUCCUAUAUCGUACAGUAGGUCUUAUUGCAUGAGAGAGAAAACGGUCUUUGACUGGAAUAAGAAUAGCAUUUUGUAUCAGCUGAUCACACUUAGGACAUGGAAUGGAACUUCUUACAUUGGCCAUGAUAUCCUGAAAGCUGGAAAACUCCCUCAGUGCCAAAUAUGGACGUAACAGCCUUUAACAUAGAACACUUUAAGAACACUUUGUUAAGAUAUUUAAAUGAGGCAAAUCAUAUUAUAUGAAUUUUCUGUUAGUUUAAGAUAAUACAAUCUGAUUGAUGAUUGAGUUUAAGAGCACCUACUUGGCAUAAAGGUCUAAAACGAAA